Molecule: messenger RNA, 1317 nt
Organism: Calliphora vicina (urban bluebottle blowfly)
Lineage: Eukaryota; Metazoa; Arthropoda; Insecta; Diptera; Calliphoridae
Product: GATA zinc finger domain-containing protein 14-like
Exons: 1
Source: RefSeq, a predicted model, not a curated record
GAUAAACCUUAUAAACGUACAAUACGUAAUUCCCUUAAUGAUUUUUUGGCUGCCAACAAUGUUGCCCCUGCUGUGGUGGCUACGUGUUCUGCAACUGUUCAUAGCAACACACAGAACUCACCACCCGGAGCUAUAUAUCCACAGACAUUAGAAGAAAUUAAAAAAGAACAAGAGUCUCUCAUUCAAUUAAAAGAAACUUCCAGUCUCAUAGAAAAUAAUAAUAACAAUAACUGUAAUAAAGACAAUGAAACGCUGACUAGUUGCAAAAAGUCCCCAGUGGCUGCAAAUGGUCAUGCGAUACUUUUGAGUUCAACAGCAAGUCCACUACGUAAUAAUGUUAACGUAAUGAACAGAGACAGAGAUCGUAAGCGUGAACGUGAUCAUCGUAAACGUGAACGAGAUAGGGAUACAAAAACCACUAGAGAAAAUAAUUUUAACAAGGAACGUUAUUUGGAAAGAAGGCAAAGAUCAUCACCAAACAUUUAUAGUACUGGUGGAGGUGGUGGCGGAGGGAUGGAUGUUGGUAAUGGUGGUGGUAGACGCAAUACUAACAGCAAUAUACACCAUCUAAAUCAAAGACAACAACGUUUUAAUGGCAAUUUACUUGGCAAUACUGGUAGUGUUGACGCGCAUCAACAACACCAUCCUCAUUCCCAUUCCCAUCCACAUCCGCAUCAUCAUCAUCCAAAUCAUCAAAUUAUAAACAACCAUCAUAAUGCUACGUCCUCCUCUACAACUUAUAUUGCUAAUAACUCUUCUACUAAUCCUCAUAUUUUAAUGUGUAAUCACGCUAACAACUCCACUAAUAUUUUAUUUAAUCGUCCUAGUCGUAUUAACAAUACUCCCCUCAUAACCGCAACUCAGUUUAACAACCAAAUGCUUAGUAAACAAUCGAAUAGUAUUUUAGUUAAUCGUCGCGAUCAUCGUACCGCUUUAAAUUUGGGCCUAAGCGGUACUCCCUGUACGAAUUUCUCUAAUAGUAAUUUGUUAUUAACAAAAGCUAAUUCUAACACGCAUCAUCUACAUGCUGCGGCAGUAGGUCAUGCCAUAGGCGGUGGUCACCAUCAUCUUCACCACCAUCAUCAUCAUCAUCACGGUCAGAAUUCUAGUACGAACAGUGGUGGUAUUACUCCAGCUACUCAAAUAACAGAUCGUAUAUUAAUGGCGGCAUCGAUAGCGGCAGCGCAACGUCAUACUUUAGGUAUUGCUCACUCAGCUGCAACGAAUGCGGCUGCAGUGGCGGCGGCUAAUAAUUUAAAUUUUCUACAGCAACAAAAUAAACCAAAACUUGUUAUUAAGCCAUUUAAAAUUAAUGAU